Molecule: messenger RNA, 1824 nt
Organism: Iphiclides podalirius (scarce swallowtail)
Lineage: Eukaryota; Metazoa; Arthropoda; Insecta; Lepidoptera; Papilionidae
Source: the annotation of a GenBank genome assembly
AUGUCCUCUACGUUUGAAGACAGUGUUUUCAAUUUUGACUUUAAUUUACUUCAACAAAGUCCAAAAAAUGUCCCGGUUGAAAGUAAGAUUGAAAAACAGCGUAAGGCAAUUUUAAUUGCGAAAAAGAAAACAAUAGCUACAGAUUUUCUUAUUAAGAAAUAUUAUAGAAAAAAAGAUGUCUUGGAUCAGGCUGAGAAGAUAAUAAUAAAAUCUCAAGAAGAAUGUAAACAAGUUUGCAUAAAUUAUAAUAGUGCCUUGGAGAAGUGCACACAGUUGGAAAAGGAUACACAACUUUUACACCUACAAAUACAGGAACUGCAAGAACGAUUGAAUCAUUCAGAGAACCAAUGUGAGGCAAUACAAUCACAUGCCAAUCAACUUCAGGUACUUGUUCAUGAACUUGAGACACAGAUAGAAUCAUUAAAAAUAGAAAAUCAACUAGAGAAAUCAAACACAAAGGAGCAAACAAAAAGGAUAGUAUCACAGAAAAAUGAACAUGAUGUUAAUAUUGAUGACUUUUUUUUGCUUAGAGAUAUUGUACUGGGAAAAAAAAAAUUACAAAAUCAUCAUAAGAUAAUUCUAAAGAAAUACGAUAAGUUCAGACCAAAUACUGAUGCUGAUGACUCUGCUUCUGACUGUGGUAUAGACGAAAUAGAUGUGUUUGAUGAUUCAAGUUCAUCACCGACACCUGCCAAUGUUCUAUCUAAAAAUAGCAAUGAUCAGGCUCUCAAAUCUCCUUCCUCAAACAAAUUGGAGAAAAACAUAAAUAAUGAUGAAUUACGAUUCAGAAGUGUAGAUGUAGAUCUUGAUUCAGAUUCUGGUAAUGAAAAAUGUAGCUACAAGCCCUAUAAAGAUGAAACUGGUUGGAAGGGCGACAAGCCCCAUGAAGGUAAUACAACAAGAAAGAGCCACAAGUCCUAUGCAGACAGAACGACAAGAAAAGAUUCGGGCAGCCCUAAAAAGACUGAAGUUAUUACUUACGAUGAUCUUGACAUAUUCUCAGAGUCAAGCUCACCUAAAAACCAAACACGUCGAACAAGUAUGUCAGAUAAAGUGGUCCAUCCAAAGGAAAGCAUUCUGUGUAGAAUGAUAGAAAAGCAUGCAAAAUAUUCUGUCAGAUGCAAUGUGAAGAAAAUGUCAGAUACUACAAUAAAUUUAAUGUGCCAAAAAUUGGAAAACGCUCACAUGGGAAUAGCAAAAAGCCCUUUGGUAACUUGUUUAGUUUAUUUGUUACACUUUUUCAAAUGUGAAGAUAAAUUUAACAGGGUGCAAGAAAUUAGGGAUAUAUUGAGUCGUAAAUAUUUUUACCAAGUAUCAGAGUGGACUGAAAUUAAGGUUUUGGAAAUGUUUAAAAAUGCGAUUAAAGAAUUGCGUGAUAUUCCCAUUGAAAAGAAAAUGCUCAGGUCCUCUCUAAUUAUUCUUGCUAAGCGAAGAGGACCCCAAUGGUGCCAAAAGCAUAUCAUAAAAAAUAUGCUCCAGCCUCUUAUAGAAAAUGAAAACGUGUCAGAAAAAGUAAAGGAAUUUUGUGUUUCUAUUUUGGGACCACUAUUGAAGCCCUACCCUAAUGAUAUGAAAGUACAUUGUGAAAUUGUUGUUAACCAGCUGUUAGAAAUGUUGGAAAACAAUGUUUCUCCUCGAAUGAAGGAAGCUAUAUUCUCUUCCUUACUAUAUAUGCGACGGCACAACCAAACCCGAGUGACUCAAGCACUGUUAGCUUGGAAUCCUGUUAAUAUCUCACCAGAGCUUGAAAAACUUCUGCAAGAUUAUGUUAGAGAAAAACCAGCUAAAAUAUGGAAAACCACACUGUCAAAAGUGUCACUAAUG